AUGUCAUAUAAGAAUGCAGAAAAUCCUCAAUGUCCUCGUUGUGGUCAUGCAGCUUUUCAUGCGGAAUCAAUUCCAGCUGCUGGAAAAGUAUGGCAUAAGACAUGCUUUCGAUGCGGUCUUUGUAAGAAAAUGUUAGAAGUUCCAACUUUGGCUGAACAUGAUGGAGAUUUAUAUUGUAGACAAUGUUAUACACGUAAAUUUGGUAUUCGUGGUGUUGGUUUUGGUAUAGGAGCUGGAGCACUUGGUAUGGAUGCUGGUGAACGAUUUGGAAAUACACAAUCUUUGUUAAAUAGACCCAGCUAUCCUCCAAUGCCUCAUCUUCCACCAUCUAGAUAG
Molecule: messenger RNA, 336 nt
Organism: Rotaria sp. Silwood2
Lineage: Eukaryota; Metazoa; Rotifera; Eurotatoria; Philodinida; Philodinidae
Source: the annotation of a GenBank genome assembly